This is a messenger RNA of Effrenium voratum, 1482 nucleotides long. The record is from the annotation of a GenBank genome assembly. Lineage: Eukaryota; Dinophyceae; Suessiales; Symbiodiniaceae.
AUGAACAAGAAGCCCAAAUACGAGCCGGGCGCAAGAGAGGUGGAGUCGCGGCACGACUCGGAGUUGGAGGACGUCUCGGACACGUCCGAAAACUGUGAAUGUCUUUGUUUGCUGAAUUCAGACUCGGAUGAUGAGAAGGUGGCAAGGGGGCGCCAACCAGAGUGGGUCCCAGCCUGGCUGUUCACAGCUUGGUUUGGCAUCCCCACCGAGGUGAAAGAGAGGAUGGAGAGCAAGCGCUGCGAGGAGAAGAAGCACAAACUCACGAUGUUUGACGUGUCCGGUCCGGCACUGCGAUGGCUCUGGUUUUGCACCGCCAUCUCCUGGACCUAUUCCAUGUGUCUGCCCUGGUUCGCAUACAACCUUAUACCGUGCACAAGCUUUGGCCAGUUCAGGUACCCUCUUUGGCUGUGGUGGACCUUUUUACCGGUUCUGAUGACACUGGCCAUUGUGGAGUGGAGGUGCCUGAUGUACACUAUCGUGCCCGUGGCCCAGUGGCUGGAGGAACUGAGCGUGCCCUUGGUGGGCAAGGCUCCCUUCGGGCUUUGGCUGGCCUUCACCGGAGUCCAAAGCUUGACCUCCCACGCGGACGUCAUGACGCAGGGUUUGCUUUUGGCCUCCACUUGGCGCAGCUUCAGCUGCCCGGGCUGGGACCAGAUCUCUGUGGCCUGGGAAUCGGUAUGGGACUCCUCGCAGGUGAGCUGGAUCUCGGCUGGUAGAGACCUGAAACUGAUAAUGCUGCUGAGCUGGGGUGUCCUGAUAGUCCAGCUGCCUUUGCAUGUUUUGACUGCUUUGCCAUGCCGCUGCGUGGAUUUCCGUAUGGGGAUCAAUCGCAAGUAUGAGUCGUCAGAUUGCGAGGACCAGGGGGAGCCAUAUGGCUACACAACGUGGAUAGGCACUACGAUUUGGCAUGCGGAUGCGCUCACAAAACUUGCGUUCGCGAACCGUAUGGGUGCGCUCAGAGACCCACAGUUUGAGCUCAGCAUGCAGCGCGCAAAGGACGAGGUGUCGCGCAAUGCGAAUCGCGGUCUCCAGGUUAUGGGCAUGGCGGGGCGCCUGGUUUUCCUUCAAGCAGUUUUGAUAAACUUGUGCCAGAACUGCACCAAGCUGGAGUUGCAGACAACUCUCUUUGCGCUGGCGCACAUGAUCGAGCCAGAUGUCGACUAUCAGGUGGUGCUUGCUCUAUUGCUGGCAAAUGCAUCUUCGCUCAUGUCCUUGCUGACUUUGGUCAGGAAAGUAUGCGAACUGAGGAUAGAGAUGUCCAGCGCUUGGGAGCAGGUGUGCGACUUAGAGCGGCCUUUGCCUGCACUGUAUGAGUACAUCGUAGCAUCUCUGUACCACUAUCUGACAGUCGCUGCUAUAGCAAUUUGCGUUUUCGUGCAGAUUCACUGCAUUGCAAAGUUUGCGAUGGCCUUUGUUUGCCAUGAUGCAGUGUGGAAUCUUCCGAACAACUGUGUAGAUGUUCAGCUUUCCGACAAGAGCUGA